AUGGCCGGGAGGCGAGAGGAGCACAAAAGGGUCAGGCCGGAGCCACCCCGGGGGCAACAGUCUGCCGCACCGAGGCGCAAGGUGGACCGACCUGACCCGCCGGCGUCGAGGUCCCCGCUCCUCGCCUCGGGCACAUCCCGAAUAGAGAUAUUCCUCCAAAUAAGGGAGAAGGGGUUGCUCAAAACCCCCAACCUGAUGAGAAGUCCACGGGAGCUCGUGGACCAAUCCAAGUAUUACCGUUUCCAUCGACAAAAUGGACAUGACACCGAGGAAUGCCGUGAGUUGAAGUGGCAAAUCGAAGAGCUCAUUCGUGAAGGACACCUCGGCCGGUACCUCCAACAAGGUGACCCAGCAUCCGAAGGGAACAAUAUGUCCGGACGAAAGGCAUACACCCGUGCCGCCGCGGCCGAAGCCUCCAGACGCAGACUCGAGCCCAAGGUCACGUUCCCGUCCAAGGGGGCCGAGCGAUCUGAGCACGACGAUGCACUCGUAAUAGCGGCCAGGAUCGCCAACGCCCAAGUGAGGAGGAUCAUGAUUGAUACAGGGAGCUCAGGCGACAUGCUCUAUCUGGAUGCUUUUCAAAAGCUUGGGCUAACUAGAGAUGCCUUGGAGCCGAUGUGCUCGGUACUCACCGGGUUCACCCGCGACUCGAUCUCACUGUUGGGAGCGAUCACCUUGCCCCUAACCCUGGGAGUCCCGCUAAGGUCGAAGACGGUGAUAGUGACCUUCUUGGUGGUUGACCUCCCCACUGCAUACAACGUAAUCCUUGGUCGCCCGACCCUCAACAAGAUCAGGGCCGUCAUCUCCACUUACUACCAAAUAGUGAAGUUUCCGACCCACGCCGGGGUCGGGGAAGUCUGA
This is a messenger RNA of Musa acuminata AAA Group (dessert banana), 861 nucleotides long. RefSeq lists its product as uncharacterized. NCBI's taxonomy places the organism in Eukaryota, Viridiplantae, Streptophyta, Magnoliopsida, Zingiberales, Musaceae. The coding region runs from base 1 to 861 and encodes 286 amino acids. The record is from RefSeq and is a predicted model, not a curated record. The transcript has 2 exons.